This is a messenger RNA of Onychostoma macrolepis, 1085 nucleotides long. RefSeq lists its product as uncharacterized. The transcript has 3 exons. NCBI's taxonomy places the organism in Eukaryota, Metazoa, Chordata, Actinopteri, Cypriniformes, Cyprinidae. The record is from RefSeq and is a predicted model, not a curated record. The coding region runs from base 288 to 1085 and encodes 265 amino acids.
GUAAAACUUCGUAACGCCAUUGGAUCAUCAAGCUCUCAGCGAGACCUUCACCCCGCCUCCGUUCAGAUUGACUCACCGCGCACAGCCUGGAGACAGAUCUCUGCUUUUUCGUAAUGCAAGGCGCCCAUUGUGGAUUAUCCCAGCCCACCAUCUCCCUGCUGCGCGGAGCGCAAACCCGAGCCCACCGAAGACGGAGAGCCAGUUCCCGCCGCGAUCGAUGAUUCCGCACCCUGCAUCGCAGCUGAGGGCGAGUCCCAUCCAUCCCUCCUUUGUCUCCUUCGUCUCCGAUGGUCCCGGCCAGCUCCGCUCCUCCAGAGCACCCUCCAGUGCCCGCUCCCAUUCCUGAGUUCAGCCUUGGAAGCCCGGAGGCUCAUAAAUGCCUGCCCUCCCACCCGCUCCUGCCUCCUCCACCGCUGUCGUCUGGCAGCCCCUCCGCUUGCCCUCAGCCCCCUAUCUGUACGGUGCGAGCCCCACGGGACUGCCAUCCUCCAGCGUCGCCGGGGCUGGAGUAUCCCUCACCUCCGCCUCCAGCCUCCGAGGACCGGACUCCGCCUUGGCCAGUAGACCCAGCGGCUCCACCUCGGCUCCUAGCUCCCUCGCCUCCACCGUCACCCGUCGAUCCACCAGCUCCAGGCUCCCUCGUCCCUCCGGCUCCGCUUUGGUCAGGCGUCAACCCGCCAUCACUUCUGGACUCUGCUCCACUGGCUGCGCCUCGUCGCUCCGUCCCACUGGCUCUGUUGGGCUACUUCCUCCAGCCAGCUCCACCUUGGUCCUCAGUCGCUCCGGCUCCGCUGCGGAUCUCCGGAUCUCCGCCUCAGUCGCCAGAGCUCUCGGCUCCACACUGGCCCCCCGGAUCCUCGGCAUCCCCCUGGCUCAUUGGCUCUCCGUCUCCGCCUUGGGCUCCUCCUCCACCUGCUCCACCACCGUUGGUCGGUCCCUUGGAGUCGGCGGCCAUUCCUCCUCCAUGGCUGCUCCCAUUGUGGAUUAUCUCCUUAAAGACUAUUGAACAUUUACCCGUGCCUCCUGCGUGCUUCCUCGACAAUGAUUCUUCCUCUUUGCUCUGCGAUGUAUUUUUAACCGUGUGA